AACCGGAAUACGGGUAAGUUGGUGGGAGUCGCGGACCGACCGUGUCGUGUUACAGGAAUUGUGUUAGUAAAUAUGUGUAAUUGUCAAUAUGAACAUAUGAUUGUGAAUGUAUGUUUAAUAUGGAUUUAAUAUGUAUAUUUGUAUGUAAGCAUGUGGGGAACUAUGGUUAUUGGGUAGAUUCGGAAUAUAUAUGUACAAGUAUAUGGAUGAUGCGUAGUGUGCAAGUGUAUAAAUAUUUAAGCAGAUGUACAAAAACGUAUAUUUAUUGUGCGCGGAAACAUGCAAGCGCUUAGAAAAUAUGUUUGUGGUUUGUGGGACAUGCAAGCAUUAACAAAUAUGUAUGUUUGUGGAAUCUGCAAGCAUUAGGAAAUAUGUAUGUUUGCGGAAUCUGCAAGCAUUAGGAAAUAUGUAUGUUUGUGGAAUAUGCAUGCAUCAAAACAUACGUGUGUUGUAAGUGACGGUGAUUAUGCAGUGAUAGUGCGUUAGGGCGGCAAGUCCAGUUGUGUUUCUCACUGGACACUUGUUGCACAUAUGAAUGAACACGUCCCAAGUAUGCCGGUAUGCAAUCGCGAACGGACAGAUUGGUUCUAUACUGCUAAUUCGUGCACUUUAUGUAUUUUUGGUUGAGCUGACCGGCGCGGUAUCAGCCGUAUACGAAUGGGGCCCUUGGAUCAGGGACGGAAAGCGGGAUGCGGAUUCCGUUUUUGGAAGUCGGCGGACAGUCCGACAGAAGAAACCAAUAUGGCGAGUCCAACGCCAGGAACAAGCUGGGGCGAACGGAUGGCUGGCACAAAACGAGGAUGAGUAUGGAUGGAGGUGCGUCAGCAGGAUCCGGCUCGAAGGACCAUGUAAAAGUCGGGGGGCGUCGGGGAUAAAAUGUCCAAACUCCAGUACAAGAACAAAAUGGCGGGAUUUUCAGGUUUCAAAGUGCUCUUCUGCACUGCUCUGGUCCUUAACUAACGUGUGGGAGAGAGAGGGCGCUGACGUCAGCCGCGCUGUGCUAGCAGAUGUUGCUAGCGAAUGUUGCUAGCAAACGUUGCCAGCCUGCCAUGCAGGCUACUAGCAGUGCUGCCACGUCAACACUACCUUUGCAAAGUUUGGUAUGAACUUGCGAUAAAAGCCACAAAGUCCAAGGAAUGACUUAAUUUCUUUGGCUGUUUUUGGAAUCGGGAAUUUAACGAUUGCCCUUUUUUUUCUGGGUUUGGUUUUAUACCUUCAGUUGUUAUAAUGUGACCAAGAAAUUCAGUUUCUUUUCUCAUGAACUCGCAUUUGUCAAGUUGAAGUUUUAAAUUGGCUUCUCGUAGCUUAGUGAAAACAUUUCUCAGAGACACAAUAUGCUCUUCCAAUGAAGUGGAGUAGAUUAUUAUGUCAUCCAAGUAAACCAAGCAAUCCUUAAAUAUUAAUUCUUCUAAUAAAUUGUUCAUGCAACGUUGAAAA
Molecule: messenger RNA, 1437 nt
Organism: Scaptodrosophila lebanonensis
Lineage: Eukaryota; Metazoa; Arthropoda; Insecta; Diptera; Drosophilidae
Exons: 3
Coding region: 536-1030 (164 amino acids)
Source: RefSeq, a predicted model, not a curated record